AUCAUCAUCGCUGAGUGCGCUUUUCAUCCCAAGAUGGCGGCCGCCACGUCCUCUGAAAGAGUUGGAGGAUCAGUCGAAAAUUUGACAGAAAUAAGUGAAAUCCAAACUGCUCUGGUGAAACUCUCAAAGGAAGAGCAAUCAGUUACAGAUGAGAUUGAUAUGUUACUGGAUCACCAUGGCCAUCUUGAGGCUAAAAUGAACUCCUUGCAUAGAAUGGGUCCCAACCUACAGCAUGUGUCACUGGAUGCCAAAAAGCUUAGUGGAAUGAUAGGCUGCACUUCAGAGCUAGCAGAGAAUGUUAGCAGUAAAGUCAGACAGCUUGAUCUAGCCAAGAGUCGAGUUCAAAGUGCCAUUCAGAGAGUCAAUGAUAUCUUAGAUUUAAAGUUUUGUACAGAUGGAGUUCAGACAGCUUUGCAAUCCGAGGACUAUGAAAAGGCAGCUGGUCACAUCCAUCGCUAUCUCACCCUAGAUGAGAAGGUCCUCAAACAGGCAUUACCAGAUGCAAGGGAAGGAAGCAGCAUCGAUGCAUCCCUCAAGGUACUUCAUGAAGGAGAACAGAACCUGAAGGCAUUGGUCAGGAAGAAGCUAGACCAAGCCAUCAGUUCCUCCGACAGACCUUCUGUAGAACGCUUCUUCAAGAUCUUUCCUUUGCUGAAUCUUCAUGAAGAAGGCCUGACCAAGUUUUCUACUUAUUUACAGGCUCAGAUUGUGAGUAAUGCAAGGGAACACCUUGAAAUAGCGUCCAGUGUUGAUAGCUCUGAUAGAAGAGCUGGUGUAUUGUAUGCAGAUGCUCUGACAAACCUCUUUGAAGACGUCGGCAAGAUCAUUGAAGUCCAUCAACCACUUGUGGAAACAUAUUACGGUCCUGGCAAAUUAUUAACAUUGAUAGAGUCUCUUCAGAAGGAAUGUGAUAAGCAAGCCCAGAAGAUUAUCAAUAAGUUUGUAGAACAGAGAGAGUUUAGUAGGAAGUCGCAGCAGGUUCAACAAAGCUUCAACAGGACAACCUACAAGUCUUCUAAUGUCCAUGACAAGUUAGACCCUAGAGAUCUUGAUGUGUUACUUGCAGAGUGUACCUUACUGAAUGCACGGACAGAGCUUUACCUUAGAUUUAUUAGGAGGAGAGUUACAAGUGACAUAGAGGUUUGUGACGAGGAUGGCCCUGUCAAGGAAGAGAGACUAUCUUGCCUAGAACGUAUGCUACGUGACUGCACCCUCAGUAGACGGAUGCAGGAGAUCAUUGGUAGCUACAUCGUCAUGGAGGAGUACUUCAUGAGAGAAACGGUUAUGAAGGCAGUGAAUAUGGAUAUAAUAGAGCCAGGUACGCAUACAUCAAGUAUGGUGGAUGAUAUCUUCUUCAUUCUCAAGAAGUGUACAAGGAGAGCUGUAUCCAGUGGGAGUGUGGACUGUGCGUGUGCAAUGUUGAACCACACUAGUACGUUACUGGAGAGUGACUAUCGAGAUGUUUUAUAUGGCAAGUUGAGGGCGGGCUUCCCAUCUGGGUCAUUUGACGUCGGUCAGGCAUACAGUAUGCUCCAGCAGGGCCGGCUUCCUACGUCGACUUCAGAUACAAAUGCUGCAAAACUAGAAUUUCUGACUACCUUGAACAAUGUAGAAGUGAGUAUAGAGUACACACAAACACUCAAGAAGAGUCUGGUAGAUGAAUGUGCAAGUCUAGUUAACCAGAAUGGUGGAAUGAGCAAAGAUAAACUUGAUAUGUGCCUUAAUGAACUCACAACACAUACGCACAAAUUCAAAGAUGUUCUUGAGUAUGGUCUAAGUCAACUCAAUACCAGUGCCAUCAAGCCAAGAAUCAAACCUAUGGUAGAUGUCUUCCUAUCAACGAGUCAUAACAUUAGUGAAGAAGAAUUCUCAAACUACGAAGCCAAUGAUCCUUUUGUACAGGAUUUCAUCAUGAACCUUGAACAGCUGCUUAAUGAAUUCAAAGAUCUUCUAACAUCCAGUAACUAUGAUGCCUUGGUCAGCCUCUUGACAAAUGAAGUCACUGUGCAGCUUGAGAAAGCUGUUCUUAAAUCAGUCUUUAACAGGCUUGGUGGUCUUCAGUUUGACAAGGAGUUGAGGUCACUGGUGGGUUACCUGACCUCGGUCACCCAGUGGACGAUAAGAGACAAGUUUGCCCGGCUGACACAGAUGGCUACCAUCUUGAACCUAGAUAGGGUGACUGAGAUUCUGGAUUACUGGGGAUCAAACUCAGGACCUUUGACCUGGAGGUUGACCCCUGCAGAGGUCAGACAAGUGCUUUCAUUAAGGUUAGACUUCCGAUCUGAAGAUAUCAAGAGGUUAAAACUAUGAGCUGAAUGCCAUAUUACUUUAUAAAAGGAUGGUAAAAAUAUAUUUUUCGUCUACAAGACUUCAGAGUAUUAAUUACCCGGAGUGUCAAUAUCCAUUUGCCAUUAGCUGCACUGCGAUAUGGAAGAAUAAUGAAUGUUUGAGUAGCGAUAGUGCAAAUUGAUUACUAUGUUGGUUCAAAUGGAAUAUCAUGGGUUUUUUUUCUUCAGGAAAUCAUGUUAAUAGUCGGGUCAACAGCCACCGAUCAAAAGAGGACUAUUUAUUUCGAGAGGGUUAUGUUCCAAUUAUCAGAGUGGUGUAUUAGGCGAGUGCUGUUAGAGGAAAAAAUAUUUCCAAUUGGUGAAGUAUCCCAAGCAUUUCCUUCCAUUGAUUUCAUGGACAGAGAGACACUUUACAUCCUUAUGGUUGCCGUUUGGCAGUACUGUCAACUAGAGCAUGGAUGUGCAUGGCACCACUCUGCCAAUAUUCCAUAAUAAGCCUUUCAUGAACAGUGAAAGGUCAUUCGAGAUAAACCAGUGAAGGGGUCUUCAAAUUCUUUUCAUCACAUCCACGCCGUAAAGUAAUUAAAAUUUCAUUGGUAUUUGACUGUAGCUCAAACAUUAAUCAAUGUGCCAAAAGCGGACAAUACAAUGAACCUUUUCCAAAUUUGAUCCCAGACAUAUUAUUCUCGUCACCUGGGCCCCAUAAUACAUAGGUUACCAAUUAAUCGUUAAAUGAAAUGGCCUAUCAAGAUCAUCGUUGCAUGCGCAUUUUGCUCAGUAGACCGACUUCGAACCAAUCAGAAGUGUUCUUUCAAAUUAGCGAUUAAUCACCAACCUUUGUGUUAUGGGGCCCUGGUCUGUGUCAUACCUUUCUUUUGUAGAAUUUGAAUACUUUGCCAGGAAAGCUUACACAAAAUCUGCAAUAUUUAAGUGUUAGCGCUCAUCCUAAUCAAAAUGGGAAAGGUCAUUUGAGAGUAGUUGAUCAUGAGCUGACUCUGCAUUGGCUUGUUUAGCUUUGAAAAUCUGUGAUAUUAUACAAAUAGCCAAUACGCAUGAGUGCAAUGGUACGAGAUUUCGCAUGGGGUGAAAGAAAGACGCUCUAUUCAAAGAGGCGUUAGCCGAGUUGAAUAGAGCGUUUCUUUCUUUCACCGAAUGUGA
Molecule: messenger RNA, 3446 nt
Organism: Lytechinus variegatus (green sea urchin)
Lineage: Eukaryota; Metazoa; Echinodermata; Echinoidea; Temnopleuroida; Toxopneustidae
Product: conserved oligomeric Golgi complex subunit 4-like
Exons: 18
Coding region: 34-2310 (758 amino acids)
Source: RefSeq, a predicted model, not a curated record